AUGGCAUCACGUUCCGUCCAACGGAUGACGACUCUGUCUGAAGAGAUCUCAGCCAAGACCAAGAUUAUCACCGACCACCUCACCGCCAAAGGUCUAGAUGCUGCAUCAUUCGAUGUCAAUGGGCUUGUCGAGUUUCCCAUCUCUCAAGACGAUGAAGAGCCAUACAAGGCUCGAUUAGAUCUUAUAGCUCUAACCAAAGAGCUGCAUGACAUUGCUCUCGGCCCAAAGGAAGGCUUGAGGUACUUGGCUUGGGAUUGUGUCAACACUCUAUCUCUUCAAUCAAUAUGGGAAUUCAAGAUUGCCGAUGCUGUGCCCCUCGACGGCAUCAUCUCAUAUGAAGAUCUCACAGCAAAAGUCAGGGAGGUGAACAAUGGACUCAACAUCUCCCUGCUCGAUCUACGCCGUCUCAUCCGCCACGCAAUGACAAACAACAUCUUCAUAGAGCCUAAAAAGGGAUUUGUGGCUCACUCGCGUACUUCACAACUCAUCCGAGAGGACGCUCCUCUGCGCAACUGGGUUGGCUUCAUGUGCAAUGACCUGUGGCUACCGGUUGCCAACGUCAUCCCGGCGAUGAAGAAGUGGCCUGCGAGUGAAGAGUCCACAGAGACUGGUGAUGCAGUGUUUUCCAGGAGAUAUAAUCUGGCUAUGCAAGCCCAUGGCAGCGGAGAGGGCUAUUCCAUGCAAUCAGUAAUCGAAGGAUAUCCAUGGGGCAAGCUCCCUCAAGAUGCAACAGUAGUCGAUAUGGGUGGCAACCAGGGCUACAUCUCCUUCGCCAUCGCAGAAUCCUUCCCGAAUCUCACCUUCAUCGUCCAAGAUACCCCAGGCAUGCGCACCCCAGAGACCAUUGGCAAAGUCCCCGACCAUCUUCAAUCGAGAGUCGAACUCACCACUCACGAUUUCUUCACGCCGCAGCCCGUUGUCGCCGACGCUUACUUCUUUCGCAUGAUCUUUCACGGCUUUUCAGAUAAAUACUGCCUACAAAUUCUUCGAGCGCUGAUCCCUUCAUUGAGGAAAGGGGCAAAGGUCAUCAUCAACGACGGCGCUUUACCAGAACCUGGGACGGCUGGGUACAUCGAGGAGAAGACCAUGAGGACGCUGGACCUGUUCAUGCAAGUCACUGUGAAUGCCAGGGAAAGGGAACCGGAUGAUUGGAGACAAUUGUUUGCGAGGGCAGAUGGUCGGUUUAAGUUUAACGACAUUUGGAGACCGGAGAAGUCGAGGAUGUGGUUCGUCGAGGCGGAGUGGACUGGGGAGUGA
Messenger RNA from Trichoderma breve, 1257 nucleotides. RefSeq names its product o-methyltransferase domain-containing protein. Gene Ontology annotation, molecular function: O-methyltransferase activity. The coding region runs from base 1 to 1257 and encodes 418 amino acids. The record is from RefSeq and is a predicted model, not a curated record. The transcript is spliced from 4 exons. Lineage: Eukaryota; Fungi; Ascomycota; Sordariomycetes; Hypocreales; Hypocreaceae.